AUGACUGGCGGCGGAAAGUCUGGCGGCAAGGCCUCUGGCUCCAAGAACGCGCAAUCGCGAUCUUCCAAGGCUGGUCUCGCGUUCCCUGUUGGUCGUGUCCACCGUCUCCUCCGAAAGGGCAACUACGCUCAGCGUGUCGGUGCCGGUGCUCCCGUCUACCUCGCUGCCGUUCUCGAGUACCUCGCUGCCGAAAUCCUCGAGUUGGCUGGUAACGCUGCCCGUGACAACAAGAAGACCCGUAUCAUUCCCCGUCAUCUUCAGCUCGCCAUCCGAAACGAUGAGGAGUUGAACAAGCUUCUGGGUCACGUCACCAUCGCCCAGGGUGGUGUCCUUCCCAACAUCCACCAGAACCUUCUGCCCAAGAAGACGGGUAAGACUGGCAAGAACGCUAGCCAGGAGCUGUAA
Fusarium redolens is the source of this 405-nucleotide messenger RNA. Its product is annotated as histone-fold-containing protein. Gene Ontology annotation, cellular component: nucleosome. The record is from RefSeq and is a predicted model, not a curated record. The transcript has 3 exons. Bases 1 to 405 code for a protein of 134 amino acids. NCBI's taxonomy places the organism in Eukaryota, Fungi, Ascomycota, Sordariomycetes, Hypocreales, Nectriaceae. Gene Ontology annotation, molecular function: protein heterodimerization activity; structural constituent of chromatin; DNA binding.